CUCCCGCUGUUCUGGUGCUCUUUUCUUCCCGGCUUUCGAAUCCUUUUGAUCGCAUCUCAGCUUGUGUUUGAUCGCCGGCGCUCGGAGAACGGGAAUGCACGGCCGGCCUCGCAACGCGCCGAGAUCGGAGGAUUCGGCGGAGAAGGCUGGCAAGCUCCGAGAUCUUCAGGCCCAGCUCCUCCACAACCACCACAAUCGAAUAUAUACGAAUGAGGCCCGAGCGGCGAGCGCUAGGCUUCUGGAAAUCAAUCCGGAGAUCUACACGGCUUGGAACUACCGCAAGCUCGCGCUGCAGAGUAAUCUCAAGGAAGUCACCGAUGUGGAGGCGAUCAAAGCUUUCGUUGAGGAGGAGCUGAGAGUCGUAGAGGCUGCAUUGAGACAGAACCCGAAAUCUUAUGGGGCAUGGUAUCACCGGAAAUGGGUGUUGAGUUACAAGUUCUCUCCAGCCAACUUUGAUCAUGAAUAUUGGCUUCUAGGGCGGCUGAUGAAAUUGGACCCACGGAAUUUUCAUGGCUGGAAUUACCGCAGGUUUCUUGCCUCAUUAAGUAAUGUACCAGAAGUGGAGGAACUAAAGUACACAAUGGAAAUGAUUGAUUCUAAUUUUAGCAAUUAUUCCGCAUGGCAUAACCGCAGUUUCUUGCUGUCCAACUUGCUAAAGGAAAAGGCUCAAGGAUUUGUUUCAAAGGAGAAGAUUUUAACAGAUGAAUAUGAUCUUGUACAUCAAGCUCUCUUUACAGAAGCGAGUGAUCAAAGUGGAUGGUUCUAUUUUCUGUGGCUUUUAGAUCAGACAGUUAGCCCAGAUCAGCCGCUGGUUGUUUCUUCGUGGCCUGCUCAUGGGUCUUCUUGGGUUGUAUCCACUAAUAGGAGCAAUAAUGAUUGCAGAUUGUUUCCAUCCGAAGGCUCUAAUUCCUGCUAUUACUUGCCUAUGUCAACUGUUCCUAUCAUUCUAUAUUUCAACCAACCUGUCAGCGGUGUAAGUUCAUCCACUGUGACUGUGAAUUCUGUUUAUACCAGCAAUGAAGAUAUCACUUGGAGGCCACUUGCUUUGGCUAAAUCUGGAAGUGCCCAUUGUUGGGUGACCUAUCUUAAAAUUUCUGAUGCUAGAAGCAAUGGAACCAGUUCAGUUGAGAUCAGCCUUGGUCAUUCUCAGGAUAUCAAAUCAGCACGUGGUUUGCCAUACACCUGCCCUGUGCUAUUAAAAUUUACUAUUGAAUUGAAUUGUAUUGAUGCAGAACAGCCGGGGGGAGAAUUUGGUGAAGAGUUGUUUGUCUUCAACAGUGAUCAAGUUUGUCUUCCAUAUGAAGGCUUUCCUAUAAGUUCUUUUGAUCAACUGAAAAUCUCUGAAAACUGUGUGCCGGUGGCUUCCAGUUGGGACUUGGAGACUUUGUCCAAUGAGAUAAGCCUUUUCAAGGGAUCGCCUGAUGAUAAUUGUAAGUUUGUCAAACUUACACUUGCACGCCUAUUAGUUGCUUAUGAUGCGAUGAUGUCAGAGAGAAGCCCUUCCUUGCAAAAGAAGACCCAUUCUGAAGAGGUUUUGAAAUUCUUUGAUGAUUUGAUACGGUUGGAUCCGGUUCAUGCAAAAUUCUAUGAGGAUCAAAGAAGCUUGGUCAUACUAGAUCAGGUAACUUUUGAUAAAGAGUCACUCAUGAAAAAUUAUGGACGUCUUUGUAAACUAGCUUCAUCCAACCACCACUACCAUGUAUUGCAACUUAACAAAUUAUCUUUAACACGCAUUGGCUUUGUUGAGCGUCUCUUAUGGGUCCAGAUUUUAGAUCUCAGUCACAAUGAGAUUCAGUCAAUUUCAGGUCUGGAAGCAUUACAGCUGCUCACCUGUUUAAACCUGGCAAACAAUCAGCUCAAUAGUUUUGCUGCACUGGAACCCUUGCGGUUGCUGAGUUCUUUGAGAGUUUUGGACGUAUCCUUCAACAAGAUCGGUUCUCACCUAAUCGACACAAAACGGUAUUUAUGCUCGUCACCAAUGUCACACACAGUGGACAUCAAAGAGUUCCAGGACACAGAGAUUGCAGAUUACUGGGAAGUGAUAUUUAUUUUUAAGGACUUGCAACUAACUCAACUAAAUAUCGAUGGCAAUGCAGUUGCUAAUGAUAACUUGAGCCUUCUACUCAAGAAGACGCUUCCGGGCCUCAUUUGGUUAAACGGCGAUCGUGUACAAUGAUUGCUUGAAUUUGUAGGUUUGUUCAGUUAAAAACUUUAGUUUUGAUCGAUCAGUCAUCGAGCUGAAACAUGAAAUACAACAUCUGCUGCGCAGAUUAGUGAUGCUAUGUUAGUUUUAUUGUCAUCGAUAUAACAUUCUAUCUGCGGAAUAAUACGAUGUAGGAACAAUGAUGUUUGUAUUUCUGUGUAUCAUUAUUUUGUGUGUAGACAAUGUGAAUUAAUGGAAACCUCGAAGCUAUUUUUUAUGUA
This is a messenger RNA of Dioscorea cayenensis subsp. rotundata (Guinea yam), 2424 nucleotides long. RefSeq names its product geranylgeranyl transferase type-2 subunit alpha 1. Bases 95 to 2176 code for a protein of 693 amino acids. Gene Ontology annotation, biological process: protein geranylgeranylation. The record is from RefSeq and is a predicted model, not a curated record. Gene Ontology annotation, molecular function: Rab geranylgeranyltransferase activity; protein binding. Lineage: Eukaryota; Viridiplantae; Streptophyta; Magnoliopsida; Dioscoreales; Dioscoreaceae. Gene Ontology annotation, cellular component: Rab-protein geranylgeranyltransferase complex; cytoplasm. The transcript is spliced from 8 exons.